AUGUCUCUCUUGGCUAUUACCCUGUGGCUUUUAUUUUUCUUUUCAUCUUCUGUGCUUCAUUCAGGAGCACAGAGCUCUAGCCGUGGCUCCUUAGGUGAUGGCAUAUGUGCCUCUUCUGUUGUUGUUCAUGGUUACAAGUGCCAAGAACUCCAAGUUACAACUGCAGAUGGGUACAUUCUUAGCGUCCAAAGAAUCCCAGAAGGUAGAAGUGGCAAUGGGAAUAAUAAUAAUAAGAAGCAGCCAGUGAUAAUUCAGCAUGGAAUAUUAGUGGACGGAAUGACAUGGCUUUUGAACGGUCCAGAACAAAACCUGCCAUUGAUAUUAGCUGAUAACGGCUUCGAUGUUUGGAUUUCUAACACCAGAGGCACCAGAUUCAGCCGCCGCCAUAUCUCAUUGGACCCUUCUACUCCGGCGUACUGGAAUUGGUCGUGGGAUGAACUGGGUAGCUAUGAUCUACGUGCUGUUGUGGAGUAUGUGUCCAACCAUACAGGACAAAAGAUUCAUUAUAUCGGCCAUUCACAGGGAACAUUGAUAGCUUUGACUUCCUUCUCGGAAGGGAAAUUGGUGAAUAAACUAAAAUCAGCGGCAUUAUUGAGCCCCAUAGCCUAUUUGAGUCAUAUGACCACUGAACUAUUAAAUGUUGCAGAUAGGUUAUUUCUUGAUCAGCUCAUAAAAACAUUGGGGAUAGCGGAAUUCAGUACAAGAGGGAUACCUUUUCAAUCCUUUCUCAAGCAACUUUGCGCUCAGCCUGGAGUUGAUUGUUCCGACUUGUUCACUGCUAUAACCGGUAAUAAUUGUUGCCUCAAUUCUUCAGCUGUUAGUCUAUUCUUGAAGAAUGAACCUCAGUCAACAUCAACAAAGAAUUUGAUACACUUCGCCCAGAUUGUUAGAAGUGGGGUUGUGGCAAAGUUUAAUUAUGGGAGACGAGACCAAAAUAUUAGGAUCUAUGGAAAAACAUCCCCUCCAAUUUACAACCUAUCUAAUAUCCCUCAUGACCUACCUCUAUUUCUCAGCUAUGGUGGUCGAGAUGCUCUUUCUGAUGUUGUUGAUGUGAAAACUUUACUUGAUUCCCUAAAGUCUCAUGAUGUUAAUAAGCUUAGUGUUCAGUUCAUCAAGGACUAUGCUCAUGUUGAUUUCAUUAUGGGGGUCAAUGCCAAAGACAUAGUGUACAAUGCUGUCAUUUCAUUUUUCAACAGAUUUAAUUAA
Messenger RNA from Arachis stenosperma, 1206 nucleotides. RefSeq names its product triacylglycerol lipase 2-like. The record is from RefSeq and is a predicted model, not a curated record. The transcript has 9 exons. The coding region runs from base 1 to 1206 and encodes 401 amino acids. Gene Ontology annotation, biological process: lipid metabolic process. NCBI's taxonomy places the organism in Eukaryota, Viridiplantae, Streptophyta, Magnoliopsida, Fabales, Fabaceae. Gene Ontology annotation, molecular function: hydrolase activity, acting on ester bonds.